CCGCCAGCCGCCCGGCCGCGGGGAGCAGAGGGGACUGAACCCUCGGCGCUGCUCGUUAGCAGUCCCGGCGAGAGGAGCGGCAGAAUUACUCAUGCGCUAAUUGCCCCUCAUUAAGUUAAGGAGACGAAGGGGAGCGCAGACUCCAGAGGCAGGAGGUGUCUGGGGCCGGCUCCGCCGCGCACGCCGAGCUCGUUCAGCCCGGCCAGGGUUAAGUCUUCCGCUCGCUGCUGGCCGGCUGGCGGCCAGCUGCCUUCAGCGAGAGGCCAGAGUCCCUGCCAGGCACCCGGGAGGUACGCCGCGGGCCGGGCUGGACCGCAUCGGACCCCCUCCCCCAUCACCGCCUGAAGGAGGAGCAGAAAGUGGGGGGUGCGCGGUAGGCCCCCGCCCCGCAGCCCGGCGUCCGGGUGGGCAGAGAGCGAGAGGGGCUGCGGGACACCGAGAUGGCCGAUGAGAUCGACUGGCUGGACUUGCCCGGCCGGUGGACCUACGGAGUUGACCGCGGGGGGAGAGUCUUCUUCAUCAAUGAUGAAGAAAAGUCAACCAGCUGGGUGCACCCUGGUACAGAAUCGCCCAUCCAGAGUGGACACUCCUCCAGCCCAGGUUUGCCCAAGGGCUGGGAGAUGGAUUCCACCCAGGAAGGAGCUGUGUAUUUCAUCAACCAUAAUGAAAGACGGAACACAUUUCUACACCCACUGACCGGCCAGGUCCCAGAGGAAAACAAAAAGUUUGAUUUGAAAAUAUCGACCUUGGACAUGUCCAAUAAAACAGGUGGGAAACGCCCAACUACCGCCAACAGUGACCUAUCCAACCACAACAUGGUGUCCGAGGUCCCUCCAGAGCGGCCCAGUGUCCGGGCCAACCGGACGCCCCGCAAGGCCAUCGCUUUCGGCAAGCGCUCGCACUCCAUGAAGCGGAACCCCAGUGCUCCUGUCACCAAGGCAGGCUGGCUUUUCAAGCAGGCCAGCUCCGGGGUUAAGCAGUGGAAUAAGCGCUGGUUUGUCCUGGUGGAUCGCUGCCUCUUCUACUAUAAAGACGAGAAGGAGGAGAGCGUCCUGGGGAGCAUCCCCCUCCUGAGCUUCCGGGUGGCUGCGGUGCAGCCCUCAGACAACAUCAGCCGAAAACAUACCUUUAAGGUGACUGUGUGCUGGGUGGACGAGGCUGGGGACAGUUCCACGCACUGCCUCUCCCCACAGGCUGAGCACGCCGGGGUCCGCACCUACUUCUUCAGUGCCGAGAGCCCCGAGGAGCAGGAGGCCUGGAUCCAGGCCAUGGGGGAGGCUGCCCGAGUACAGAUCCCCCCAGCCCAGAAGUCAGCACCCCAAGCUGCACGUCACAACCACGAGAAGCCAGACUCUGAGAACAUCCCACCCAGCAAACACCACCAACAACCCCCCCAAAACAGCCUUCCCAAGCCUGAACCAGAGGCCAAGACUCGAGGAGAGGGUGAUGGCCGAGGCUGUGAGAAGGUGGAGAGGAGGCCUGAGAGGCCUGACGUCAAGAGCGAGCCUCUGGUGAAAGCCAAUGGUGUCCACGCUGGACCAGAACCAGCCUCAGACCCGGGCAGCCCUUACCCUGAGGGCCCAAGGGUCCCAGGAGGUGGGGAGCGGCCCACCCAGCCCAACGGCUGGCAGUAUAGCUCCCCGAGCCGGCCGGGGAGCACAGCUUUCCCACCUCAGGACUCAGAAAGUGGGGGGCAACGGCGGAGCUUCCCCCCACGUGCCAACCCCGACAAAAUCGCCCAGCGCAAGAGCUCCAUGAACCAGCUUCAGCAGUGGGUGAACCUGCGCCGAGGGGUGCCCCCUCCUGAAGAUCUUCGGAGUCCCUCUAGGUUCUACCCUGUGUCCCGUAGGGUCCCUGAGUAUUACAGCCCCUACUCCUCCCAGUACCCUGAUGAUUACCAGUACUACCCGCCAGGCGUGCGGCCGGAUAGCAUCUGCUCCAUGCCGGCCUACGAUCGGAUCAGCCCACCCUGGGCCCUGGAGGACAAGCGGCACUCCUUCCGGAAUGGAGGCGGCCCCGCCUUCCAGCUGCGUGCGUGGAAGGAGCCUGCCAGCUAUGGGCGGCAGGAUGGUACCACCUGGAUCCCCAGCCCCUCCCGGCAGCCUGUCUAUUAUGAUGAACUGGAUGCCGCCUCCGGCUCCCUGCGACGCCUGUCCUUGCAGCCCCGUUCCCACUCUGUGCCCCGCUCGCCAAGCCAUGGGUCCUACAGCCGCGCCCGCAUUUUCUCCCCCAUCCGCUCACCCAGUGCCCGUUUCGAGCGGCUGCCACCUCGCAGUGAGGACAUCUAUGCUGACCCUGCUGCCUAUGUGAUGAGGCGAUCCAUCAGCUCCCCCAAGUAUGAUUACCUGGGAGACAGGCGGCCAGUCCCUGCAGGACUGUUCCCCUACAACUACCCACCAUCCCCCACGGUCCACGAUAAGAUGGUCCCUCCAUACCCAGAAGUGUUCCGGGACAGCGUCCACACCUACAAGCUAAACGAGCAAGACACAGAUAAGCUGCUGGGCAAGUUGUGUGAGCAGAACAAGGUGGUGAGGGAGCAGGAACGGCUGGUGCAGCAGCUCCGAGCUGAGAAGGAGAGCCUGGAAAGUGCCUUGAUGGGGACCCAUCAGGAACUGGAGAUGUUUGGAAACCAGCCUGCCUACCCAGAGAAGCUGCUACACAAGAAGGAGUCGCUGCAGAACCAGCUCAUCCACAUCCGGGUGGAGCUGUCUCAGGCAACCACGGCCCUGUCGAACAGCACCGUGGAGUACGAGGGCCUGGAGGCAGAGGUCUCUGCCCUGCACGACGAGCUCUGGGAGCAGCUCAGCUUGGACUUUCAGAAUGAGGUGCUCAACCGACAAAUCCAGAAGGAGAUCUGGAGGAUCCAGGAUGUGAUGGAGGGGCUGAGGAAGAAUAACCCAUCCCGGGGCACAGACACAGCCAAGCACAGAGGAGGACUUGGCCCCUCAGGCACCUACAGCUCCAACAGCCCCGCCAGCCCUCUCAGCUCCACCAGCCUCACCAGCCCCCUGAGCCCUUUUUCAUUGGUGUCUGGCUCUCAGGGGUCCCCCACUAAGCCCGGGUCCAAUGAGCCCAUGGCAAGCUAUGAGCAAAGCAAGAAAGACCCCCACCAGACCUCACCCCUGGACACCACUAGAGACAUCAGCCUUGUGCCCACCAGGCAAGAGGUGGAAGCAGAGAAGCAGGCAGCUCUCAACAAAGUUGGCAUUGUGCCCCCUCGGACGAAGUCACCCGCUGAUGAAGGAGUGACCCCGUCGGGGGUGGUGAAGAGGAGUGCCAGCGGGCUCGCCAAUGGGCUCUCCUCCCGGCAGGAGCGCCCCAAGAGUGCUGUGUUCCCUGGCGAGGGCAAGGUCAAGAUGAGCGUGGAGGAGCAGAUUGACCGUAUGCGGCGGCACCAGAGCGGCUCUAUGAAGGAUAAGCGGAGGAGCCUGCAACUCCCGGCCAGCCCGGCCCCCGACCCCAGUGCCCGGCCCGCCUACAAAGUGGUGCGCCGUCACCGCAGCAUCCAUGAGGUGGACAUCUCCAACCUGGAGGCAGCUCUGCGGGCAGAGGAGCCUGGUGGGCAGGCCUACGAGACACCACGGGAGGAGAUUGCCCGGCUCCGCAGAAUGGAGCUGGAGCCCCAGCACUAUGAUGUGGAUAUCAGUAAGGAGCUCUCCACCCCAGACAAAGUCCUCAUCCCUGAGCGGUACAUUGACCUGGAGCCUGACACUCCCCUGAGCCCAGAGGAGUUGAAGGAGAAGCAGAAGAAGGUGGAGAGGAUCAAGACGCUCAUUGCCAAGUCCAGUAUGCAGAACGUGGUGCCCAUCGGCGAGGGGGACCUUGUGGACGUGCCCCAGGACUCAGAGAGCCAGCUGCAGGAGCAGGAGAAGCGGAUUGAAAUCUCCUGUGCCCUGGCGACCGAGGCCUCCCGCAGGGGCCGCAUGCUGUCUGUGCAAGCCCUGGCUGAGGCCAAUGCCGUGAAGCUCCACAGAACCACGUUCUGAAGCCUGCCUCUGCCCAUCCUGGCCCCCUGGCCCCCCCGCCCCUGUGCUCCCAUGGGAAUGCCACAGAGAGCCAGGCUGGGGGCCGGGCUUCUGCCGAGAGGAGCACAGAUGCCUCGGUGUCCACAUACCCACGGUGCCCGGCCCUGAAGUCCUUGCUGCUCAGACGGUGGUCCUAGGCCAGGGCGUGAGAUGGUGGGGCGAGGAGCGCCAUCCUAUCUGAUGCCCACGGCACAGGGAGCCUAGGUCUGGCUCUAACUGGGGUUGUGAUGGCCCUACUGGAACACUCCCUGAUGGAGAAGAUGCCCUGGUGGGGAAUGCGCCCUGGGCUAUCUUAGGUUAGGACUCCUCUCUUGACACCGAGAAUGGCACCCACCAUCACCCCCUUCCCCCAUCACCCCCGCCGUCCUGCCCCAGCUGUGCCCAGGGUCUUGGCACAUCUCUGCUUAUGGGUACUCCUUUGGGGUCCAGUGGAGACUGACCACCCUGCCUGAGCCAAAGACAAGAUGAUGAGAGAUGGGGAGAGGCUCCUCGGCUCCCAGAAGACAGUGCUGGCUGUGGAUAGAGAGAAGCAGGUCUGUGCAGUGUCUGAGGGCAGGUUGAGAAGGGUAGCAGAGAGAGAGGGAGAGGUCUCAGGACAGUGGGAGGAAAGGGAAGCAGCAGGACUCAUGCGCAAGUAGGAGGAGGAGGACGGAGAUGAGAAGGGGUAGGGGAUUGGUUUCCCCAGGGUGGAACCUUAGGUUAGUGCCAAGUACAGUGCCAGCUGUUGGCUCUGCUUCUCCCACCUCGUCCCCAGGAUCAGCGGGGCUGCCAGACCGAGGUCCUGCCAUGGAGCACACUGCUGUGGGUAUGGAGGUGUGAGCUGAGGGCCCGGGCAGCAGCAGUCUGGGAGAUGGCUCUUUCUAGGUCUGGGCCUGGUUCUGGGGUCAGGAGCAGAGAGAAGGACCUGUCUUACGGAGGGUGUGGUCAGCCUUGGGGGCCUUUCCUAAACAUUUCUGUGACAUUAUCUUGUCUCCCUUCCCCCUGAAAUGUGCUGUGGGCCAGCUGAGCGUGUGCCCUGGAAAGAGGGCAUGUGGCCUUAGUCUGGUAGGCCAGAUUCUGGGGCCCUACGCUGCACCCAGGCAUCCCAGGCAUCCCAGAUGAGGACAAGCUGAGGUUGUAUGGAAGGUCUCCCUUCUAGCUUGGCUCACUCACAACCCACCUACCCAGGGAGCCAGUAGUGGAGUGACAGAAGCAAAGCCCAUUCUCCCUAUGCUCCACCCACCUUCAGAUGAAUGUAGCCAGAGAGGAUGGAGGAGAGAGAGUGAAGCUGAACAACCUUGGCCCCUAGGCCUUCUCUUUGCCAGAGUUGCUGCCCAGAGACUUCAUUCUGACCUCCAGCGGCCCCAAGAAUGAUUACUUCAUCUUCCAACAAUUCCUCUGCACUCCUUCAUGGCUGGGACAGUUAUGGUUCAUAUGCAAGUAAAGUUGACAAUUCACUCAACAAAUAUUUAUUGAGCACCUUUUAUGUACCAGGCACUGUUCUAGGUGCUUAGGAUAUUCUCAUGCUUCUGAGGGUUUACAGACGGGAUUCCACUUACCUUCACUUCUAGCAGGUUUUUUGAACAUGACCCUUGGCUGCAGUUCCCAUCUUCAGCACAGCUCAAGCACCCCAAACCUGUCCUCCCCCCGCACACACUGGCAGGUGGGAUUGGCUCCCAGGUAACCGUCUCUCCCUUCUCCAUCUUCUCCCACACCUUAUCCAUCCAUAAGAAACGGAUUUUUCGGGGCCUUCCAUGCCUUCCCCUUUCUUUGUCUGUGUCUCCUUUUUUUUUUAAGUGAUAUUUUUAGAAAUACAUGUAAAAUACCAAGGGUUAAUGUCUGCCCCUCUGCCACUUCUCUCUCACCUCUUAUUUCAUAAAGCUGGCUCUUUAUGUUGCUUUACAUGCCUUAAUAUAUGUUUUAUGAAGAUUAUACAUAUUAUAGAUGUAUAUGUAAUAUAUAUAUAUAUAUUUGUUUGGAUGUCUGAUCCUUUACUAGAACUCCUGCCCAGGCCCAUUUUCUCUCCUUUACUUUCCACAUCAUUCCUAGCAUACUGCGGCCAUACCCCAUGCCUUUUGAUCCAAAGAAGGGGAGAGGAAAGACUUAUUUUAAGACAGAUCUAUUUUAUGCUUUUGUUAUAAAAGCAAAUCUAUUUUCAAAAUGUGCAAUGUCUGAAUGGAAUUGGCAAAUGAUGUGAGGAGACUGGGAUGGCUGCCUCUAGGUCCAACCCUCCACCCUUCCCUCCUCCUCGGCAGGCAGCUUCCUUCCUCCCAUUCCCCAGUCUGCAAAGGGCUGGUCCCCAGAGCUCACCCGGAGAGGAUCUUGCCAGGGCAGGACAUUCUCUUGCAAGUCCUGGUCUAAGGAUUUGAUUACACUGUCAACUUUUGAUGACUCUCUAGGGUUAUUGGGUGUGAACCCUCUUCGAGGAAAUGUUUACAGUUGUGUGCACAAAAGUACAGCCUUGCAGGCACACACACCCCAGAUGUGCUCCUGGACCACCUCCUUUAUCACCCUGCUGGAAAGGGCAGCCUACACCAAACAGCACUGAGAAUGUCAGUCUAUUCUUUGAUGGACCUAGAAUAUGGUGCAACGGCCAAAGGAAACGGGUUGGCAUCACGGGUCCUUCGGGGCAGAUACAUUCAAGUUCCUUGGACUUCUCACACUCCUUUUCACUUGAUCCCUCACUGGUCUGGGUGACACCUAUGGCAUCUGUCUCCCUCUGUGACCUUUCUUCUGGGGGCCAUUGUUAAGGGGAUGGUACCCCAGUCUGGCAUCCAGACUGCGAAGUCAGCCCGGAGGGUCCCACGGACAAGGUACAUCUCAGACUUGCCAAGGACUUUCUUGCUGCUGGGGUCCUGAGCUAAGCCAGCUCAGCUUUCCAGACUGCUUAUCGACUAUUGAAGUGGGCAAGGGGCUCUCGCCUUGCAAGAAUUUGGGCAGAAUGGAUGUCUUUUGUCCAGAUCUGGAAUCAAGGGUUUUGGAAUCUAGCACAGAGCUCCUGGCCAGCAUGUGAAGCCUGGCUUCCCACUUUGGCAUUUGCUGGUACCCUAUUCCCAGCCUAAAGCAGCUUGCUGUGAAUGAAGGGGGCCUAGAUGGAGGCCCAGGGGGAAGUAACCGACCUGGUGACAGCCCUGGUUACUAAUCUAGGGCCUUCCCAAUUAGCACAUUACCUCCCUCAUCGAUAACCAAGAAGCUGUAAUCAAAUACUGAUACUGUCACUUUAGAGUUUUUCUGAGGUUGCAAGCUGUGCGCACUUGCUCCCCUUGGUGAGAGGGAUCCUCUUGGAGCAGGGCUGACUAUAGCAAGACAGAAUUAAUUCCUUUCCCUUUAGGUACCCCCUGACAACCUGGCAGCUCUUAAAACUAAGGAAAAUAUGAAAUAUACAUAUAUAUAUAUAUAUAUAUACACACAUAUAUCUAUUUAUGCACAUAUUGGGGCCAAUUUGAUUUGCUAGUAUUAGACAAUAAACCGUACAAGGAAAUUUAUGACUCAGUGUCUUUAUUUAGUAUAAAAGUGACCUUAGAAGAAGAGUUAAGAUUAGAUAAACAGAGGGCAUCUCUGUCAGGGGACCAAACAGCCAUACCAGCCCCUUAGCAUCUUUCUAGCCAAUGAGCCCCUCCCCAGGGAGGGGCCAUCCUGACUGACGGGCGAGAGCUUGCUUCCCUCUCAGCAGCAUUCUUUUUAGAUAUAGGUACUGAAGCACCCAGUGAGUUCUGCAUUUGUAUCUUGCAAGUUUGUAUAAACCCUAUGCAGGGAAUAAAUGG
Messenger RNA from Aethalodelphis obliquidens (Pacific white-sided dolphin), 7768 nucleotides. It is a transcript of the gene PLEKHA6, whose product is annotated as pleckstrin homology domain containing A6. Lineage: Eukaryota; Metazoa; Chordata; Mammalia; Artiodactyla; Delphinidae. Gene Ontology annotation, molecular function: protein binding. The transcript is spliced from 25 exons. The record is from RefSeq and is a predicted model, not a curated record. Bases 441 to 3986 code for a protein of 1181 amino acids.